CAGGUUUUUCCUUUAAAAGAGAAAAUAACCCCAUUUCCCUCGCAAAAGCUAGGGUUUAAGAGGAAGACGAAGAACACCUAAUACCAGAACACAGACUCUUCGUCUUCAAACAACAUCAUCAUCAAUGGCGGACGAUGAUAAUGAUAUGGGUGAUAUGGGAUACGAGGAUGAACCAGUUGAGGAUAUUAUGGAAGGAGAAGAAGAGGAGGUUGAGAAUAACAAUGAGGAUGAGGCUGCUGAGCAAGUGGUUUUAGAAGGUGAAGAGAAAGAGGAAGCUGAACCAGUUAAAAAAGAUCGGAAGACGUCUAAGUUUAUGACUAAGUAUGAACGAGCAAGAAUUCUUGGUACCCGCGCUCUGCAGAUUAGCAUGAAUGCACCAGUGAUGGUUGAGCUGGAGGGCGAGACUGAUCCCCUUGAGAUUGCCAUGAAAGAACUCCGGGCCCGCAAGAUACCUUUCACCAUCCGUCGCUACUUGCCUGAUGGAAGUUAUGAAGAUUGGGGAGUUGAUGAGCUGAUCGUUGAAGAUUCUUGGAAGAGACAAGUUGGUGGAGAAUGAUCAUUCGAUCUAUCUGGGGUUCUCUGUCACACUGGCAGCAAUAUGUUGGGUUCUCUUGGUCUGUUGUGUCUCUAGAUAAAUUUCCAACAGAACUUAUAUUAUUACCAUAGUACCCUUAAAAAAUUAUAACAAUGGCUAUUUGUCCUAACGUCCAGUUACACUAGUAGAUGCACGUGUGAUUACUAAUAGAUGUACGUAUGAACAUGAGACCGAUGAAAUGGCCACGAUUAAAUCUCCCCUAA
This is a messenger RNA of Papaver somniferum (opium poppy), 798 nucleotides long. Its product is annotated as DNA-directed RNA polymerases II, IV and V subunit 6A-like. Gene Ontology annotation, cellular component: RNA polymerase I complex; nucleus; RNA polymerase II, core complex. The record is from RefSeq and is a predicted model, not a curated record. Gene Ontology annotation, molecular function: DNA binding; DNA-directed RNA polymerase activity. Lineage: Eukaryota; Viridiplantae; Streptophyta; Magnoliopsida; Ranunculales; Papaveraceae. Bases 125 to 556 code for a protein of 143 amino acids. Gene Ontology annotation, biological process: DNA-templated transcription. The transcript is spliced from 6 exons.